AUGGUAGAAGUAGGUGCUGCUGUUCAUCAUAGGCCCUCUUUCUCUGCUUCUUUUGUUUCUGGGUCAUGGUCAUAUUGGGGUUUCCGGAGAACUUCAUUAUCAUCAAAGAUAACAAUAACCCAAACGGGGAAAAACAAGGGUUCUGCUUCUGUUAAUAUUUCUGGUUCAUUAUUGUCCCAGAAACAAACAGGUGGUGAGCAAUUAUUGUUCCGUAAGAGCAACAACAGUGAGAGGAAGGAGAGGGUGUUCUUCUUGGAUGUGAACCCUCUCUGUUAUACAGGAAGCAAACCCAGCUUACGCUCCUUCGGUUAUUGGAUCUCUCUCUUCUUCUCCGAAGUCACCAACCGUGACCCAGUCAUAGCUGUUCUUGAUGGGGAAAGAGGGAAUGAAUACAGAAGACAGUUGUUACCUUCAUACAAGGUACAUAGGAGAAAAUUCUCAGCUUCACAAUGGUUUUCAAGAAAUCAUGUUGGAAGUUCACGUCAUAUCAUUACAGAUGUUCUUCAGAAGUGCAAUGUGCCAGUCAUUAAAAUCAAAGGCCAUGAAGCAGAUGAUGUAGUAGCUACGUUAGUAGAACAAGUUCUGGGAAAAGGAUUCCGAGUUGUUAUUGGAUCACCUGAUAAAGAUUUCAAGCAGUUGAUAUCUGAAGAUGUGCAAAUUGUAAUGCCCAUGCCAGAGUUUGGCCGGUGGUCCUUUUACACAUUAAAGCACUAUAUGGCUCAAUAUAAUUGUGAUCCAAGCUCUGAUCUGAGUCUUCGAUGCAUUGUUGGUGACGAAGUUGAUGGUGUUCCUGGACUUCAACAUAUUGCUCCGGGUUUUGGUCGCAAGACAGCCUUGAAGCUCUUAAAGAAGCAUGGUUCAUUAGAAAAUUUGCUAAAUGCAGCUGCAGUUAGAACAGUGGGGAAACAGUACGCACAAGAUGCUCUUACCAAGCAUGCUGAUUACCUGAGGAGGAAUUAUAAAGUUCUUAGCCUAAGAAGGGAUGUGGAUGUUUGUCUUCAGGAGGAAUGGUUAUCUGUGAGAGAUACUUGCAAUGAUGCAGUUGUCCUGUCCAAAUUUUUUGAAUUGUUGGGGGGAGACGAAAAUCUCAACGAGCAAAAGGCCUCAUAUUUUUUACGUUAAGCUCCAACUUGUAAGUUCUGUGAAGGUGCAUUAAAUAGAAGGGGUUUGGUGUCAUUCAUAUUUUCUGAUUAGCCAUCAUUGCUAGAGUGGAGCAUGCAGUAUGCCAUCUAUCUUGAUUAUUUCAUAUGGGAGUAUUUGAGGUUCCCUUGGUAGGCUUGUGAGCAUGCACACUAACAUACACCAAGCCAAACCUGCUUUGGAAAGUAGUGAAGUAAACAAGAGUAUCAGAAAUGCGAGAAAUUAAUAGAAGAAUUUCUUAAGAUACUCGGUCAUAUUCAGGCCUUGGUAUACACAUUGGAGGAGAAAAGAAACUAGUUAGCAAGGACCCUGAUCUGUAGUGCAGACUGUUUUGCAUGGAUUCACAAUCCCAUGUUAUCUGCAUAUAUACUUUCCACAUUACUUGUCCUUUUUUUACCCUUUUCUUUUU
This is a messenger RNA of Telopea speciosissima, 1549 nucleotides long. RefSeq names its product 5'-3' exonuclease. The transcript is spliced from 5 exons. The record is from RefSeq and is a predicted model, not a curated record. Lineage: Eukaryota; Viridiplantae; Streptophyta; Magnoliopsida; Proteales; Proteaceae. The coding region runs from base 1 to 1122 and encodes 373 amino acids. Gene Ontology annotation, molecular function: 5'-flap endonuclease activity; DNA binding. Gene Ontology annotation, biological process: DNA replication, Okazaki fragment processing.